Messenger RNA from Iphiclides podalirius (scarce swallowtail), 240 nucleotides. The record is from the annotation of a GenBank genome assembly. NCBI's taxonomy places the organism in Eukaryota, Metazoa, Arthropoda, Insecta, Lepidoptera, Papilionidae.
AUGACCCGGCUGGGCAGCUGCCAAGGCAUUGGCUUCGGCGCCAGUGGUCGGGGAAAAUCCCGCGGGCCCGCCACCGACGGGUCUGGGCGGCCCUGGCGCGGCGAGUUAAAACCACCUGCGCCCGCGUUCGCGGCCAGUGCUCGCCACGCCGCUCAAACUCAAUGCCAGUCAGUCUGCAGCCGGCGUCGUUGCUGUGCGGUCGUGUUUCUCGUAACUAGGUGGAAGUGCGCGUUGAGCGGG